Angiostrongylus costaricensis is the source of this 1656-nucleotide messenger RNA. Lineage: Eukaryota; Metazoa; Nematoda; Chromadorea; Rhabditida; Metastrongylidae. The record is from the annotation of a GenBank genome assembly.
AUGAGUCUCUCAUGGGUUUUUAGCAGUUUUUAUCCACGAUCGUUUUGCCAGCCCAUCAUUGGAUUUCUCAGGCACCGUCUCGCAUGUAACCUACUUGUUAGUGGCUCCGAUGCUGAUCAAUUAGCAUUCGAGAAGUGUCUGCAGUUAGCAACGAAUUUGUCGUGCGUUAAUGAAUAUCAGAGUCAAACAUAUAAUGUGUGGCAUGUUGACGGUGCACAAACAGCCCAUGAUGCCAUAGAUAAAUGGCGUGAAGACGAAUCUUUCAAUAAAUCGAUUGCUGUUACGAAGCUGUUAUCAGAUGCGGAUGCUUUAGCUUUGCAUGACCAUUUUGUAAGCGUCGAGUUGGCUAGGAUUGAUGCUGAGAUCGCUGCAAUGGAGAUGGAGUUGGCAGAACUGCAAACGGAUGCUGAGGAAGGGCCGACAUGGCCUGCAGCUGUUCAUGCGUAUAGCAAGCCACCUAAUCGUUACCAAGUUUGUAUCUUUCAGGUGCCUACGUGGGAGUUUUUCACGAUGAAGGAUAUUUUUCGUAGCGAACCCAAUCAAAAUGUGCGCCCGCUUGAAGGGAAAGAUCGGGAUGAUGUUAUGGAAGAAUUUUUUAAACUUUCUAACUGUUUGAGGUUGUUUGAUCCGCAACGUGGCAUGGACUACAUGAUUGACCUUGUCUAUAAAGAUGCUGCAACACAGGUGACUGUUGAACGCCGAGUUCAUCUAUGUCGUAUGAUUGCUGGUACACAGCUUUUGAAUCAGGUUCCCUAUGUUAAAGAAGACACAGAUAUGACAAUUGUUGUUCCUGUGAGUGACGAAUCAGAAGUACUACCUGCUCGACGUCUCCUUGCAAGACAUGCUCGGUUGUGUACUGCACCAGCAGAGGAGACAAGGAAAACAAGAGUGGUAGUCGCGCUUCUACCAGGAAUUGAACCACGUUCAGCAAUGAACAUCGGAAAUGAUUUAGAAGAGCUGAAAAGAAGAUGCAAACGUUCUGGGUUAGAGUCAGACUUGUUGCAAUUACAAGAUUCGUCAGGUGAAAAAAGUGUUCGUGAGAGUACAUCUGGAGACGUAGCUGGCGGAAGUGCCGCACUCGACGAAGCCAUUGAUCGCUACGGAUCCGGAUCCAUUUUUUUGCUGUUAUCACCGUAUGCUGACGUUCAAAAGGAAUUUCUUGAUCGAGCUCGUAUCAAUACUAUCAAACAUUACCAGGUGUUUUUUCCUAUUCCGUUUGUGGAGUAUCAUCCAACGAUUUCGGGAAUGGACAUUGAAGAGCAUGAGGCCCCUAUUGACCAAAAAGAAGCGCGUGAUGCAGCCCUUGCAAGGCUACGCGAUUCUUCUCCACCUAGGCGAAAACGGCCAUUAAUUGUUCAAAAGGACCACGGUCGUUUCGACUCUCUUGACUUUUCAUGCAUGGCCGUCUAUGGGUCUGAUUACGUUGUUAUGCGACCUAAACUCUUCGGAAAGCGAUUGGAUCUCAUAACUGCCUUUUUGAAUCAAGGCGAGAUUCACAUUCUUCGUGCUGUGGAGCCAACACUUAGGCUAAGGUAUCAUCAAAAGACAUGUGACUUGGAUAUGGUUGAAGAGGACCACUCCCGCUGUAUGGCAAGCAAGCGUGAAAAUAUAGCAGCUAAGGAUCAACUUGCUCGGCUACUUUUCCAUGAGGAAUAG